Suillus paluster is the source of this 306-nucleotide messenger RNA. RefSeq lists its product as uncharacterized. The record is from RefSeq and is a predicted model, not a curated record. NCBI's taxonomy places the organism in Eukaryota, Fungi, Basidiomycota, Agaricomycetes, Boletales, Suillaceae. The coding region runs from base 1 to 306 and encodes 101 amino acids. The transcript has a single exon.
AUGGCCGCCGGAUUCAGUCUGAGGAAAGAACUGCAACAUCCACGAGGAGACGAUGUCGUGUUUGACUACUGCAACCCCAUCCACCCCAUCACGGCUGCUGCGGCUGGUGGGCUAGAAGGUCAGCUUCAUGGUCUGAAGAGGAAUGAAGAUAUUGAGAUUUGGCACGUGGAAGGGAAGACUAGCAAACAGGGAAGGAAGGCCGAGAAACGGCGGAGGUGGUGUUCGCGUCAUGAAUCGCAGCCUACCCUGCAGAUGCCAGCACCGGAACCGCAGCCUAAUUCCGCGCAGAUGCCAGCACCGGAAUGA